AUGGCCGUGGUUGCGACAACGAUACUAUGGUCGAUGAUCACAAUUUUAUCAUCGAUUUGUUCAGUAGGAUUUGGUCUGAGUUGGAAUUAUUACGACAAAAGUUGUGCUAAUGUCGAGAGUAUAGUAGCCAAGGCCGUUAAGGAUGCUACUGCAAAUGACAAAACUGUACCCGCCGCACUUCUCAGGUUGCACUUUCAUGAUUGCUUUAUCAGAGGUUGUGAUGGUUCGAUUUUAUUGGAGUCGAGAGGUGGAAAGAAAGCGGAAAGGGAAGGAGCUCCGAACCGAUCUCUCCAUGCAUUUUAUGUGAUAGAAAAUGCUAAGAGAGCUGUUGAAGCCGUCUGCCCGGGCAUUGUGUCGUGUGCGGAUAUCUUGGCCUUUGCUGCCAGAGACUCUGUCGUUCUAUCCGGAGGACCCACAUGGAAUGUUCCAAAAGGAAGGAAGGACGGAAGGACAUCGAAAGCCACAGAUACUACACAGUUGCCAUCUCCCACUUUCAACAUUUCUCAGCUCCAACAAAACUUUGCUCUAAGAGGCCUCUCCUUACAGGACCUCGUUGCUCUUACAGGUGGGCAUACCCUAGGGUUCUCACACUGCUCAUCAUUCGAAAACAGAAUCUACAACUUUAACUCGACCCACGACACGGACCCGAGCAUGCACCCGUCUUUUGCGGCGAGCCUAAAAAGCAUUUGCCCCGUCAACAACAAGGCCAAGAAUGCGGGCACCUACAUGGAUCCUUCUUCUACCACCUUCGACAAUACCCACUAUAAACUCAUACUCCAUGGUAAAACCCUUUUCUCUUCUGACCAAGCUCUGCUCACCGAGCCACAAACAAAAAGUUUAGUCUAUAAAUUUGCUACCUCCAAAAAAGCUUUCCACAUUGCAUUUGCCAAGUCCAUGAUCAAGAUGAGCAGCAUCAACGGGGGACAAGAGGUCAGAAAGGAUUGUAGGGUUAUAAACUGA
Striga hermonthica is the source of this 960-nucleotide messenger RNA. Lineage: Eukaryota; Viridiplantae; Streptophyta; Magnoliopsida; Lamiales; Orobanchaceae. The record is from the annotation of a GenBank genome assembly.